Messenger RNA from Dicentrarchus labrax (European seabass), 1700 nucleotides. RefSeq names its product sialoadhesin-like. Lineage: Eukaryota; Metazoa; Chordata; Actinopteri; Moronidae. The transcript is spliced from 10 exons. The record is from RefSeq and is a predicted model, not a curated record. Bases 189 to 1565 code for a protein of 458 amino acids.
GCCCAAGAACUUCACCUCACACUGAAGGAACCUACACUUCAGCCGCAGUCUCACCAAUGCCGCCAAAGCCUUUGGAACACCUCAUCUAAAUGCUGCAGUUGAGAAGAGAAGACAGCGGCUUAGCAGGGAAGUCUGUUACUGGGUCUGUUGUUUCUCCGGUUUAUCUGUAGGCUCGUUUGAUCCAGGUGAUGAGUGUGAUUGCAGUCCUGUCUGUGAAUAUGGUGACAGCCAACAUGUUACUGAGUGUCUUCUUUCUUUCAGGUGCUUUUGCUGAUUGUCCUCCACACACAAACCUCUUCAUUACUGCACCAAAGAAGAUGGAACCACUGAGUGGAUCUUGUUUGCAAAUCCCAUGUAACUUUAGAGCUAAACAAGAACAAGAUUAUGACAGCAGCAGAGAAACCUUUGGAGUGUGGAUUAAAACUGACCACAGAUUUGGCAAUAAUCCAAACAAUGUGAUUUUCAACAGUAGUAAGACAGUUAACACGUAUCCAAUGAGUAUUACUGGAAACCUGAGUCAGAAAAACUGCACCACUCUGUUUUCCAGUUUAAUCACAAAUUAUACAGACACAUACUACUUCAGAAUUGAGACUAAACCAUUCAGAGCAACAGCUGAAUGUGAUCCUCUUCAAAUAACAGUUAAAGAUUCUCCUCCAAGCCCCAGAAUUGAGAUCUCAGGUGAUCUGAAGGAGAAGCAGUCUGUCACUAUAACCUGCUCAGCUUUCACUCCCUGCCCACACUCCCCUCCUAAACUCACCUGGAAUCUCCAACAAGACUCUCACAACCAAAUAGAGGAAAACACAGAUGGAACCUUCACAACUAAAAUCCAGGAGAGCAUCACUCUGUCAGACCAACAUGAUGGAUACAACAUCACCUGUUCUGUCAGAUAUCCUGUGAAUGAAGGAAAAGAUAACAAGACAGCAGAGGAGAGAAAGACUCUCAGUGUAUCAUAUGCUCCUAAAGACACCUCAGUGUCCAUCAGUCCAUCAGGUUUGGUGUCAGCAGGUAGCUGGGUGAACCUGACCUGCUCCAGCAGAGCCAAGCCUCCCGUCAGCCGUUUCACCUGGUUCAAGAACAGCAAAGAUGGACCCAUGAUUGUAUCUGAAGGACAGUUUUACAGCUUCAAUGUGACAGAUGGAGGAGUUUAUUACUGUGUGGCAAUGAAUGAUUUUGGUAAUCAGUCGUCAUCAUGGAUUCAUUUAAACAGUGCAGCGGUGAUGUCACGCACUCUGGCAGUUGAAGAUUCUCGCAAUACACACCCAUUCAUUUUUUGGACCGGUUUUUGGCGAUUUAUCGGUAAACUGUUUAGCACUAAUGUCCUCACCGAGCCACACGUUUUGAUACCUUUUUUGUGUAUGUGCGACCAAAACUGCGGGAGGAGUAGCGCGCCGAAAAAAGUCUCCUCUCUACAAUGGGGUUUAGCUGUGAGAGGGAUCAUUGUUGUCAUUCUCAUCUGCACUGCUCUCUGUGUUUGGUGGUUUAAGUGGAAACAUCAAACUCCACAACAGACUCAGAGUCAAAGAGGUGAAGAGCUUUCUCUUCAAAUGCCAGUCAGCACAAAUUAAGAAAACAUCCAUUAUGGAGAGAUUGACUUUUCGAAGAGGAGACCUGAACCGUCCUCUGACUCAGUGCAGGACAGUGGACAGCAACAUGAUUCGCUGUAUGCACAGGUCAAAGUGUCUGAGCCAUCAAACAGAUUA